Molecule: messenger RNA, 3712 nt
Organism: Helianthus annuus (common sunflower)
Lineage: Eukaryota; Viridiplantae; Streptophyta; Magnoliopsida; Asterales; Asteraceae
Product: auxin response factor 19
Exons: 12
Coding region: 420-3464 (1014 amino acids)
Biological process (GO): response to hormone; regulation of DNA-templated transcription
Cellular component (GO): nucleus
Molecular function (GO): protein binding; DNA binding
Source: RefSeq, a predicted model, not a curated record
UAGAGAGAGAAAGAUUGUCUUCACACACACACACAGAAGAAGAGAGAGAAACAUAUACAUACACAUACAUAGACAUAUACACACACGCUUUUAGUUUUACAACACAAAAAGCGAUUCAGAUAUAUACAAACAAAAACUUUCUUGAGAGAGAAACGAGGCAAAUGUGCAACAAUCUCUCUAUUAUUAAACUGUCUCCGACCUUCAUAAACCUCAUUUUGUCUGUUAAUUUUCCGUUUCCGGUGUAAUUCGCCGGAAAACACCGCCGGUGUUCUGUUUUCAGGCGUUUUUUCCCGAAUCGCCGUUCUGACAGCUGGCAUAACAAUAACAAUUAACGCCAGUUUGAUACUUUGAUCUGAUUAUAGUGAUAAAAACUCCGAUGAAUCUCCGGCGGUUUUAGUCGGUGAUUUGAACAACGAGCAAUGAAGCUACCGCCGACUAACGGUUCCGGUUCAAUUUUAACGGCGAGUAACGGCGAAGGUGGAGAGAAGAAUAAUAUAAUAAAUCCGGAGCUAUGGCAAGCUUGUGCCGGACCUCUGGUGAACUUACCGGCAGCCGGAACACAUGUCGUUUAUUUUCCCCAAGGUCACAGUGAGCAGGUUGCUGCAUCUAUGAAGAAGGAUGUGGAUGCUCAAAUUCCAAGCUAUCCGAAUCUUCAGUCAAAAUUGUUAUGCAUCCUUCAUAAUGUCUCAUUGCAUGCUGAUACAGAAACCGAUGAAGUAUAUGCUCAGAUGACGCUCCAACCCGUUCCUUCGCAGUUUGAUAGAGAAGCAUUAUUGAGGUCAGAUCUGCUAAUGAAAGCACACAAGCCACAAACAGAGUUUUUUUGCAAAACUUUGACCGCAAGUGAUACAAGCACUCAUGGAGGAUUUUCGGUUCCUCGUCGGGCAGCUGAAAAGAUCUUCCCACAACUUGACUUUUCUAUGCAGCCGCCUGCACAAGAGCUUGUGGCCAGAGAUUUACACGACAAUGUGUGGACGUUUCGCCAUAUCUAUCGUGGUCAACCAAAACGUCACUUGCUUACAACCGGUUGGAGUCUCUUUGUUAGUGGGAAGAGGCUUUUUGCAGGAGACUCGGUCUUGUUUAUUAGGGAUGAAAAACAGCAGCUUCUUUUGGGUAUUAGACGAGCUAACAGACAACCAGCAAAUUUAUCAUCGUCGGUUUUGUCCAGUGAUAGUAUGCAUAUUGGCGUAUUAGCUGCUGCUGCCCAUGCAGCUGCAAACAACAGCCCUUUUACUGUGUUCUAUAAUCCAAGGACUAGCCCGUCAGAAUUUGUAAUUCCAUUAGCCAAAUACUAUAAAGCAGUCUGCAGUAAUCAGAUAUCUCUUGGCAUGCGGUUCCGGAUGAUGUUCGAGACUGAAGAAUCGGGAACAAGAAGGUAUAUGGGUGCUAUUACUGGUAUUAGUGAUCUCGAUGGUGUUCGAUGGAAGAACUCGCAAUGGCGUAACCUACAAGUUGGCUGGGAUGAGGCAACUGCGGGUGAAAGGCGUAACCGUGUAUCGAUUUGGGAGAUUGAGCCGAUUACCGCUCCGUUUUUCAUCUGCCCGACCCCACCCUUUUACCAAACAAAACGACCCAGACAAGACGGAAUGUUAGGUGAUGAGUCAGCGGAUCUUGAUAACAUGUUAAAGAGAACAAUGCCGUGGCUUGGUGAAGAUGUGUCAAUGAAGAAUACGGGCCUGAGCUUAGUCCAGUGGAUGAACAUGCAGCAAAACCAAAACCCAUCUCUGGCUAAUCAAAUCCAACCGGGUUAUUUGAACCCAUUGAUGGGUUCGGUUCUGCAAAACUAUGGUGGACCGCAAAUGCUUACUCAGAAUAACCUUCAGUUUAAUAGUCUCAAUAGUCAAAUAAGUCAACAGUCAACCUCACAGCUGGAACAGCUACAAAAACUACCUCAACCUGCCACCACAAACCCGUUAGCCGUAAUGAUACAGCCGCAACAAUCGACUGACCUAAGUCAAACACUAACUCAGAACCAAGUUCAGGCACAGAUUCAGUCUCAAAAUAUUAUUCAACUUCAACAACAACAGCAGCAGCAGCAGCAGAUGAUGAUGUCUGUCAGUCAAAGUCAAAGUCAACAGAAAAUCCAGUUGCCAUCCCAAAUUCCUGAUCAGCAAUUUAGUCAAAAGUUACAAGUACCAGAAAGUCAGAUUCAACUUCUACAGAAGCUUCAUCAGCAGCAGCAAUCGCUUUUAGCACAACAAGGACAAAUUACGGAAACGCCAUCUCAACCGCCUGUCUCAUCACUACCUCAACAGAUGUCGAGUUUUCGAUUUUCACAUCUUCCUCAGCAACCAAAGGUUCUACAAGAGUUUCCGGGGCAGAUGACGGGACCCACCCUGAUGACAUCUAAUCCGCUCUCGACAAAUGGCAGCAGUUUAUUGACAGGAAUAGGCAGUGAUGAUGUCCCAUCAUGUUCUACAUCACCCUCAACUAAUAACUGCCCUAAUGUGGGCCCGUCUAUGAUCAGCAGUCGAUCUUUCCAGAGGACAACUAUGGGUAGUGAAGUCGUUCAGGCUUCCGCCAAUUUGAUAAAUACAGGUGGUUUGGAGACAUUAUCUGCGAACGGAAACAAACAAGAAGUGAAACCUUUUGUGAAUGUCUCCAAGAUUCAAAAUCAAGGGUUUUUAGCUCCACAGACAUACUUGCAGCAGAAUCUUGGUGGGGCCCAGUUAGAUUAUUUGGACAGCUCAUCAUCAGCUACUUCAGUAUGUCUUUCUCAAAACGAUGUUCAUUUGCAACCUCAUAACUCUAAUCAUUUGUCUUUCGACUCCCAACCGUUGCCAUUUAGAGACACAAUUCAAGAUGGUGAAGUUCAAAAUGACCCGAGAUCCGAUAUCCCGUUUGGGGUAAACAUGUCAUCGAUGAUUCCUGAUCCUUUGAUCACAAAAGGAAUGAUGGGAUCUGAUAAAGAGUUUCAAAAUAAUCUCAGCUCUGCAGGAUUGAUUUCAAGUUAUGAAAAUCCCGUUAAAGAUACGCAACCCGAACUCUCUUCGUCGAUGGUUUCCCAGUCGUUUGGAGUUCCAGAUAUGACUUUCAACUCCAUUGAUUCUACUAUAAAUGAUGGCACUUUGUUAAAUAAUGGUGUUUGGGCCCCACCACCACAACCAUUUCAGCGAAUGCGGACGUAUACCAAGGUCUACAAACGAGGGGCAGUUGGAAGAUCAAUUGAUAUUACUGCAUAUUCAGGGUAUGAUGAGCUUAAACAAGACCUGGCCCGAAGGUUUGGUAUCGAGGGUCAACUGGAAGACCGGCAAAGAAUUGGCUGGAAACUUGUCUACGUGGAUCACGAGAGUGAUGUUCUCCUUGUUGGGGAUGACCCUUGGGAGGAGUUUGUAAACUGUGUACGCUGCAUCAAAAUACUAUCACCACAAGAAGUCCAGCAGUUGAGUUUGGAUGGAGAUUUUGGCGGCAAUGGUGUUGUUCCGAAUCAAGCUUGUAGCAGUUCCGGUGGUGGACAGGUGUAAAGAUUGUUUUUCCUACUUUUAAAUUUUAACCUCUAUUAAAAAUGUUGGAUUAGCCAACCACGGACCCACCCGUGUUCUUAUUAAUGCAUGAAUGGGUCCCAUGAUCUAAUGAGCCAAAUGCGUAGUUGUAAAACUUUAAUCAUGUCUAGUCGCUACGAUUAGUACGGAUUAUGAGAGAGUUGAGCUCUUGAACCCCUAUUAUGGUGAAAAAUUCAAGUCAUAUCAACAUACUUGAUCAUUUAAGUGUA